CCUUCGCAGCUAAAUCCACAGCACUGUGUACCGACACUGGUGGACAACGGUUUUGCUUUGUGGGAGUCCCGUGCCAUCAUGUGCUAUCUGGUAGAGAAGUAUGGUAGCACAACGGACGAAUCCUUGUACCCAAGCGAUCCUCAGCGGCGAGCGAUCGUAAAUCAACGGCUGUACUUCGACAUGGGUACACUGUACCAGCGCUUUGGUGACUACUACUAUCCGCAGAUCUUCGAAGGUGCUCCGGCGAACGAAUCCAAUUAUGCAAAAAUUGGAGAAGCCUUAGCGUUUCUUGAAACUUUUCUCGAGGGUGAGCAGUUUGUUGCGAAAGGAAAAACCAUUUCACUGGCCGAUAUAAGUGUCUACGCAACACUUACCACGUUCGAGGUGGCUGGUUAUGAUUUCAGUGGGUAUAGUAAUGUCGUAAGGUGGUACAAAAGCGUGACUGCUUGUAUUCCCGGUGCGGAUACAAAUCGUACCUGGGCUGAAGCUGCAAGACCAUAUUUUGAUAAGGUUAAACAUUGAGCUGUAGGGAGCUGGAUAUGUCA
Messenger RNA from Anopheles maculipalpis, 545 nucleotides. Its product is annotated as glutathione S-transferase 1-like. The transcript has a single exon. Gene Ontology annotation, biological process: glutathione metabolic process. Lineage: Eukaryota; Metazoa; Arthropoda; Insecta; Diptera; Culicidae. The annotation marks the transcript as partial. The record is from RefSeq and is a predicted model, not a curated record. Gene Ontology annotation, molecular function: glutathione transferase activity.